This is a messenger RNA of Drosophila novamexicana, 1369 nucleotides long. Its product is annotated as arrestin domain-containing protein 17. The transcript has 3 exons. The coding region runs from base 66 to 1334 and encodes 422 amino acids. The record is from RefSeq and is a predicted model, not a curated record. Gene Ontology annotation, biological process: protein transport. Lineage: Eukaryota; Metazoa; Arthropoda; Insecta; Diptera; Drosophilidae. Gene Ontology annotation, cellular component: cytoplasm.
CCAAACAUUUGUCCAGAGUUUGGCAGACAGCGCGCGCCAGUCAACCGGUAAAGAAUUGUUUCACAAUGAGCCAAAUCUGUGACCUGCACUUGGAGCGGCCCAGUGGGGUCUAUUAUGCCGGCGAGACGGUCAACGGUCAAAUCUAUUUAACCCUGCCGGAGCGGGCACUAAUCAAAGCUAUCGCCCUGGAAUCGAAUGGCUAUGCGUGCAGCUCCUGGCUGAAGCCGCAAAAGCAAAAAAAACAAAAGUCCAGGGGCAAGCCACAGGUGCUCAAGCCGCCCAUUGCUUUUGGCCAGCGUGUGGAUUACUUUGCCAAGGUGGAUUACUUUGUUGGCUCGGAGGCAGCGCUGCCGCAGCUGAUGGCAGCGGGCGCCUAUAGAUACGAUUUCAGUGUGCAGCUGCCGCAGAGCUGCCCCAGCAGCUAUGAAGGCGCACAUGGACACAUACGCUACACGCUCCAGCUAAGCUUGCAACGCAGUGCGGAGCUGCCACCGGAGCCGGCUUUGACACUCCGAUUGCAGCUGCUGCAGCGCUGUGAGUUGAAUCAGCAGCCAGGCCAGCUGCUGACACCCUGCGAGGUUACCGCCUUGGAGCAGACACCCUCGCUCAAGUUCUGGCAGCGACCGCUGCAACUGCAGCUGGACAUUCCCCGUACUGGCUACGAGCCGGGCAUGGGCAUCUCGGUGCACGUGCGGCUGCACAAUGCGCAGCAGCUGCCCCUAAAGGCCAUCAUCUACAAGCUGAAUCUGGUCAGUACGCAUGUCGGCUGGCAGCAGGACAAGCCGAAGCAUGUGGCCAGCCAGGUGGAACGUCGCUAUCUAGUCAGCAGCAGCCAUCAGCUGAACACUUGUCCACGCAACGAGCUGCUCAAUUUUCAGCAUUUGCACACGUUGCAAGUGCCACAGACCCCGCCCUCACUGAGCGCCGCCGCCUGCGCCUGCCUACAGCUCAGCUACGAGGUGGAAGUCCUCGUGCAGACCAAUCUUCCAGAUCGUUUUAUUGCGGCCCAACUGCCGAUUAUUAUUUACCAGACGCCGACCAUGCAGGCGGGCCUUAAGCAGGAUCCGGGCACGUCUCGUUCUCUGGGCGAGCUACAGGCAGUGGGCGUAGCCGGCGCAUCCACUCGAACGCCCGAAGCUGGCAACUUUGCCACAGCUGCGCCCAAUUUAAGCGCCUCCAUGAGCUCUCUGGCUUCCAAGUUCCGUGAAGCCGAAUUCAUGGUGGCCACCAAUCUGAACAGGGAUAAACACGCCAUGUCCGGGGAACAGAUUGAUUUCAGACCACGGUAUCUGUACUACGAAAUGGAUCAUGCUGAAACCGAAAAAGUGCUCUAAAGAGCAUGCAAAUAUAUUUAUGUAAUAUUAUUCUA